UAGCUUAGUCGUCGCGCUCUUGGCACAGUGAUCGCUUGCUUGCUCGAUUGGAAAUUUCAUUAUGUUGCUGCUUUCAGACAUAUUUUUGUACUGAUGUGAAAAUUAUCCGAAAAUUAUUGUGCAUUGUGAUCAAAUAUAUAUGUAAACAUCAUAAUAAAGCGUUGAAUUAGCUUUAGGACUUCGAAAAAGACUUAAAAGUGUGUUUUGAUAGGCUCCUGUGGUCACGUGACCAUAGUUUCUUGAAAUGGCGGCUUCCGAAAAUUUUCAACAUGGGAUCUAAAAACACAGUGUUUCGCCAAGGGAGGCCACAGUGAUCUAACAAGCAUAUUCUACUUUCGAUUUCAGAUGCCGUAGUACCCAUAUAAUCAUCUAAAAAUGUCAACAAGAGGAAGACGGUCGAGGGGCCGUCCACCAAAAACACCAGUAUCAACAAAUCGUACAAAUUUUUUGCGAAAACCGAAAGCGUACCAAAAUCUUGAACAUAACUUCAACAUCAGUAGCUCUCCAUCGCCAAUAUCGCAUUUUAAAUCGGUAAGAUCUGAAAGACUGAGGGGAAGAGCUGCUGCUCACAAGAGUAGGCAUUUUGUUAGUCAGCUACUUGCAGAAGAUGAUGAGAUUUCAUCCCUUCCUGAGUUUGAAGACAGAUCAAGUGACAUUACUGAUCUUGACAAUACUGAAACUUUUGACAAUGAUGCUGAUGGAUCUGAUGCCAGUUUUGAUGCUGAAUUAGAAGCAGAAUCCAGCGAUGAGAGUUUGAGUACAAUUAGUAGCUCAAUUAGCCGCAAAAGAAUAUUCUUAAAAAGACCAAAAACACCAGAUAUUCAAGAUGACAAAGAAAUUCCUCAGCUGGAGUUACCCGCAAGCUCUACGGAUCUGUUGCUACCAUCAGACAAUGUUCUUCAAGCUAUUGGUGUAUAUGAAGUUCUGAGACAUUUUAGAAUCAUAUUACGUCUGUCGCCAUUUACUUUUGAAGACUUCACUGCUUGCUUGUUAUCAGAAGAGCAGAGUAAUUUGUUAGCCGAAAUACAUUUAACAUUGUUAAAAGCUCUAUUUCGGGAAGAGGAGAGUAGUAGCACCACUUUUGGCCCUCAGGAUUUAAAAGACAGUGUAAACAUUUCACUUUUUUUUUUAGAUCCCAUGACAUGGCCUGAAAUAGUUCGGGCCUAUUUAGAUAGUGAAAAACACCCUGAAUAUCGUGCGCAUCUAUCAAUUCUUGAAUCACCUGAGUAUCCAUUUGUUCCAUUUGCUGAGAAAUUAAAAGUUUUGCAGACCUUAACAGAUUUAUUCCUUGCAACUGCAAAAGUUCGUGAGGAAAUCGUUAAUGAAGGCAAUAUCCAUUAUGAUGAUCAUUGCAGAGCUUGUCAUAAGUUAGGAGAUCUGCUAUGUUGUGAAACUUGUUCAGCUGUUUACCAUUUGACUUGUGUUGAGCCACCCAUGCAGGAAGUACCUGAAGAUGAUUGGCUGUGUAGUGUCUGUCGAGCCCAUCAGGUUAAAGGAGUCACAGAUUGUGUGUCGGAAGCUGAAAAAAGUGGUCUUCUGUGCAGACAAGAACCAAUGGGAUAUGACAGACAUGCUAGAAAGUAUUGGUUUCUUUGUAGGAGGAUUAUUGUUGAAAGUGAGAAGGAAGUUCGGUAUUAUAGUACAAAAUAUCAACUUGAAGAACUAUUAGAGUGUCUCAGCCCAGCAUGGGAGCAAGACCUCAUAUCCUUUAUAAAUGAAAUGAAAGAUGAUAUUCUCAAACAAAUGUCUUACACAGAGGACAUGACAUUAUCAUUGAAGGGAAGCAGAAAAUCUAUUCUUGAGAUUGAAAAUGCCCAGCUUAUGAAGGUACAAGCAGAAAGAACUGCUAAGAGAGAAAAAGAGGCAGAAGAAAAGAAGAAAAAGGAAGAAGAAGAGAAGAGAAAGAAGGAUGAUUCUGAAAAGAAAAAGAGCAAAGAUGAAGAUUCAUCUGAUAUAGAGGACGAUUCUGCUAAUGAUAAAAGCUCAGAGGAAGUUGUAGAGUCGGAGUCUACUGUUGCCACAGAGGAAGUGACCAAUUCUGUCUCAGAAAGUAAAGUGGGAAAUACCACUGUUACUCAGGUCAUUGAAACAACAACCACAACAGUGACCACCAUCAAAUCUACUACAGUAACAACAUCCUCGUCAGUGAAUUCUACUGAUUCUGAAGAACCAGCACCCAAAAAAUCCAAGUUGUCUGAAACUUCUGAUGAUGGAGAGGGUAAAAAUGAUGACAAAACCAUAAUUGUAAAUAGCAAGUCUUCCCUUGCUGAUGCCAUUAAAUCAAGCUCUGAUGGAAAACCUAAAGUGAUUAGUUUGCACUCACUUUUACCAUCUGCAAGACAAUCCUUGUUGAACGCUGUAGAUAAAAGUGGUGAUGACAGUAAGUCAGAUGGCUCAACUAAAACUGUGCUGCUUGUGAACAGAGAUGGAGGAAAAGUAACACUGCAAGUACAGCGGCAACCAUCAAGUAAAGAAGAUGGUAAUAGCGUUACUCACACAACUACUUCAACAACAGUCAGUGCUGCAGGAUUGGAGUCAAGGAAGAUGCUAACAAGGUCAAAAACUGGGUCUUUGACACCAAAGCUUUUUACAGACUCUAUUACAAUGACUACCACCUCUAUGAAGGCAACAGGAAAAAGUUCAGAAGAUAUUUUAGUCUUAAACAAGGAUGGAGAAAUUUCAAGAGUAAACCGAAGCAAGAUUUCUGUGACCUCAAGUCUUGUUCAACAGUCACUUUAUUUUAAGCUAGGUUCUGAAGGCUCUUACAAACAAUAUCAAAACCAGUAUACUAUCAAUACUCUGGCUUUGAACAAGCAUCAGCAUAAUGAAGAAAGAGAUAAAAGGAGGCACCUUAGUCACAAGUUUUCUCUUACUCAAAAUUCUGAGUUCAAGUGGAAUGGAAACGUCAUGGGCAACAAAAUGAGCACUCUUGCAACUCUCCGCUUAACCAUAACCCAACUUGAAGGAAACAUACAGGCUCCAUUUUUACAUACCAAUUGGCCCAAUCAUCGUCAAAACUGGCAGAAAGCUGUCCAGAUGUGUCAGAGUCCUAGAGAUUUUGCUCUUGCCUUAAGUAUUCUUGAGGCCUGCAUCAAGCCUUGUGUAAUGAAUCCAGUAUGGCAGGAGUCAUUGGGACACUUGCGCUUGAAUAGAAUAACAAUGUCAGAUAGAGAAGAAUGGAAGAAAAAGGAGAAAGAACAGAGGCGUAGGAAAGAAGAUGAAGACGAAGUCAGGCCUGUAAUAUGGAUCAAAUACACAAUGGGACUUAAACAUCAGGUAUGGAAACAGAAAGGGGAGGAGUAUAGGAUAACCGGAGGGAAUGGCUGGCAGUGGAUUAGUGCAACUAGAAACUUUAAUAAAGCAGUUCCACAGGACUCUGUUGGCUUGCGACUAGUUGCUCAGAAGCUGCGCAAUCGCCGUAUUAAAGCUUCAAAAUCUAGUGGAGGAAAUCUUAAAGCUGAUGAAAGUGGAGAAGAAAUGCAGUUGGACGAGCAGCCUGACAAUGUUGAAAAUAAAGGUACUGAGGUAAAAGAAGAGAAAAUGGAAGAGGAUUGUGAUGAGAAAGAAAAGAAAAUAGUAAAAGAAAAGAUUGGAGAAAAGGAAAAGAAUGAAGUGAAAGAAAAAAUCAAAGAAGUGCCAGAAGUUAAAGAGGAAAAACCAUCCGUUGAAAGCACAGAGGUUAAAAAGAGACCAAAAGGUGGUUUUUCUAAGAAAGACCAGCAUGGUUUCGAAAAUUAUUUGGCUUUUAUUAAAGGUAAAUACAUUGAGGACAAAGAUACAGCUUUUGCUUUGGAAUUUUUGAAAAGGCAUCCAGAAAAAGUGGAUGCUGAAUUGGUGAAUGUUAGUGAAGCUCUUCAAAAACGAAAUUACUACCCUAAGAUAACCAAGCCUUAUUCCAAGUUAGACCACUUGUUAGAACGAAGGCUGAAACAAGAUGAAUUUGAGCGCAAACAACGUUUAACUAUUGAGACGCAGAUUGCUCUGAAACUUAAACUCACCCAAGCUAUUGAAAUAGCACAGAAAAACAAAAAUGAAAAAGACAGGCAGGAGAAAGCCAACAGAGAAGCCAAACUUUCUAAUGGUGUUGCAAAUGAAACCCCUAAAGCUAAAACCAAUCCUUAUACCUGCUACUCACUGUUGUGUCGCAUUGAAGGAGAAUCCAAAGACUUCUGUUGCUAUUCACCAUCCUGCAGAUCUGAGAAACAAAAAGUGGAGUCUGAACAAGUUAGUGUAGAUUCAGGAGCUUCCAAAGCAGAUUCAAACAAUGACUCAGAGUCAAAUGACUCCAGUAAUAGAAGUAGUAAAGAAAGUACACCUGAUAAUUUGGCAUGUGAAGAUACCAUGGAUUCUCAAGUCUCUAAGACAAGUGUUGAAGAGAGUACAGAAAAAGAUGGGAGUGAAGAAAAAGAAGAACGUGAAAAUGCAGGUUUAAACAAAGAAAAUGAGCAGGAAACAAUGGAAACAGCUGAGCCAGCAGUAAAUGAAGCAGCUGAGCCAGCAGUAAAUGAACCUGCUGAGCCAGCCGUAAAUGAAACAGCUGAGCCAGCCGUAAAUGAAAUAGCCGAGUCUGCUGUAGAUAAAGCUGCAGAUCCUGCUGUAAAGCAACCAGCUUCUGUAGCAGCUGAAACAAGCAUGGAAGAUGAAGAAGUGGAUAUUGAAGGAGACAAAGAAGGAGGCUCGACAACGCCUUCAAAGUCUACUCAGUCUGGGGCUCAAGCUAGUGCAGCUAAGAAAACUUCUUCUGAGGCAGGUACAUCCAUUGAGGCUAAUCCUGAAUCUACUGCAGCUUCUGUUUCUGAUAUAGUUAAAAAUUUGGUCAUCAAAACUAUGGCAGAGAAAGCAGUUGCCUCAGGUGCUACAAAAGGAUCUCUGUUGACGGCUCAAGCUCUAUCUAAUGCUGUUGCAAAUAUAAGCUUAGAAGAGCUUAAGUCUAAGCUACCACCAAAGAGGACCACAGCUGAUAAAAUUAAAUUGGCCAAAUUGUCUAGAAUAGGUGUGAAGAAAAUUUCUAGGAUUUCUAAAAAUGGACGUUUACCGAUGUGUCAUAAAUUUGAAACUCCAUCUAAGAAGAAAAGCAUUCUUAUUUUGGACCGAAAUGAGUUAAGAAAAAUGGCAAGACAGGGAUCAAAAAGAGAGAGUGUUUUGUUUAAUUAUAACUGUAAGAUGAACAAUGUGUGUUGGCCAUACCCCUGCCCAAGGCCACUAUUUAAAACAGCCUGGCGUUUUCGCACAAUGACUCUCCAGUCUUUAGCUGCCGCAGCAUUACAAUUGAGAGUAUUGUGGGCUUGUAUUAAGUGGGACGAUAUGGCUGCCAAACCACCUGCAGGGGGGACAAACACAGUCUCUACAGAGACUGAGAUCACUACUACUGAGCUACUUAAACGACGAGAAGUUGGCAUCGAUGGUUUGCGGUCUGAAUUUCUUGUUAGAAAAAUAGUGGUGCCACUUGGUGUCCCAGAUAAGCCCAAAGAAAAAUACACACCUCAACGUAGUGGAUUAAGAGAACGUAAGAGAAUAGAAGCAGUCCGGCAAACAGAACCCAGUGUCACUGAAGUUUGGGUGCCAGAAGAGGUGUUGGAACUUUGGGAGAUCAAACAGUUUGGAGAAAAAUUAGAAAAGCAACGGCAAGCUCUUCUAGACAAAGCAGACAAAAUGAAUAUAUCGCAGUUGACAACUGUAACAGCCUCUCAGAGCACAGCCCAGAUCAAAGCACAGAUGGAGCAACAGCUGAAACAACAGAGGAUGGCACUAGCCCAGAAACGUAUCCAGGAAAACCAGGGAAUAAAGAUUGGAUCUCCCACCAACAUAACUACACUGGCUGCAUCUAGCACUACCACUAUUAUCAUCAACAAUGGCACACAGCUUGGGAAACCUGGCACAACUUUUAAGACAUUGACAGUGAACUCACCAAAUAGUUUAUUGUCUGGGGGAGUCAUUAAAACCAUGCAACCUAAAACAAUUAUUACUAAUGCAGGGUCACUUCUAGGCACACAGCUAAGACCAGGCAUCCGGCUGCAACUUCCAGCGUCAACUAUUCAAGUCAGACCACAGACUGUCACCUUAGCCCCCAAAAUAGGCACCACCAUAACAACAACAUCUGGUGUGAACACAAUCACUAGGCUAAUUUCCCCUGCAACUGUAAAUACUAGAGUGUUGUCUCCAGCAACACAACCAGGCACAAAAACUCAAACCAUUCAGAUUCGGCCUCAAGCAGCAGGUCAGCCUGUUCAGAACCUCCACUUCACACAAACACCAGGCGGACAACUUCAAGUGCGAGGUCUUUUACCAGGUCAGAUAAUUCAGCGCAUGCCAGAUGGGAAACUUCAAAUCAUUACUUUAAGUUCUUCAUCGGCUAAUCAAACAAGUACCACAACCUCUUCUCCAUUAUCUUCACAACAAACCCCCCGGCCUACUAUCAGCAUCAGGCCACAGACUUUACUAGCCAGCACACCAGGAAGUGCGACAUCAACACCAACAAUCACUCCGAAUCGUCUAGUUAUUCCAGCCCAGCUAGCUACAUCAUCACCACUAUCGGUUCCAGCUAUACGGCAAGUUCUUGCUACCUCUGUUGCAGGCACCCCAACAAAAACUGUGAUUAUAAAUAGACCCGGUGGUCCUCAGAUAAUCUCAACCCAAAACAUCGCUACUGUAUUGGGUACACAGAGCAAUACUGUUGCAGGUUCCUCUGCCGUUACAGCAGCCUUGAAUAGUGCUGUAGUUAUAAGUGCACCCGGCUCAGUAAACACUCCAGCUACAGUCAUUUCAUCCCCUCUCACAGUAGUCUCAACAGUUCUAGUAAACAAUUCUCAGACUCCGACAUUACUAUCAAGCUUAACAUCCCCUCAGCCUGGUCAGCAGACUAUCAUCUCCACACUGAAACCAAUCACAGCUACAGUGGCAUCCACUGGUCAACCAGCUACAUCUCUCCUUGCUGGCCAGAUAAUUUCUGGCACAUCUUUGCUGCAAAGAACUGCUGGAGGCACAUCUCUUUUGAAUAUCAGCCCAGCUUCUAUGGCAGGGGGAACUCUGACCAUAUCAACACCAGCUACCACAAGUCAGAUCCCAAAGCUGCUUGCAUCCCCCUCAGGAGGGACUCAAGUUAUAGGUAAAACAGUAGGAAGUACCCAGCCUCAACUGAUCAUUAGGCCUGCAACCACAGCUGCUGGUCAAGCCAAGGUGAUCACAGCACAACAACUACGUGGGCUUGGAACAUCACCAAUCCAGUUAAAGACAGCCACCUCAACAAUGAGUCCAAUCAAAACUAUUCUCUCUCCACAACCUGCAAGUAUUGUGCUACCAGCCGGCAGCACAGGGAAAACUUUAACAGCGGUGCGUUCAUUAACUCCUCAGCUGACUCUCCAGACUGGCCAGCAGCAAAUCAUAACCACCACUCACAAGUUAGUUUCCACAGCUGCAACCUCUGUGCUGUCUCAAAGUCUGGGACUGACUACAUCACCUGAAUCUAGUGGAGCUGUCACCAGCCCUACACCUGGCACCAGUCCUGGUGCUGGUAGUGCUCCUAAGUAUGCCAUUACUCCACAAGUGGUUGAACAAGUUGUACGGCAAGCAUUGCUUCAAAAUCAGACACCAGAAAUUCAGCAAAAGUUGUUGGCUAUGCAGAAGCAAAUUCAACAACAGCAGCAGUCACAACCCAUUUCCUCAUUGUCUGCAUCAUCUAACACUACCCCAACUGUUCGUCGUGGAUCACAGAGCAAUAUUACACCAGGGGGCAAGUCUGGUAACACUUCUGGUGGGGAACAAUCCAGAUCCAAAUCUAAAGGGCUGACCCAGGAGCAAAAAGAAGAGCAGACAAGAAAUUCAAUAUGUGCCCAAGUUAUGAAGAAUAUCUUGGACAGAAUUGAACGAGAAGAGAAGCAAGAACAAAGAAACAAGAAGAAGCAAGAGUCAGCUGAAGAAAAGCAGAAGAGAAUAACAGCCAUCAACCAGCAGAAGGCAUUGUACAAGCACAAGGAAGUUCUGAAGAAGGAGAUACUUAGGAAGAGGUCACUGAUGGAGAAAAAUUUGCAGCAAGAAAUUUAUAAUGAAAUGGCUGACAAGGUGAAAAAGACAAAAGUUUCAGCCUCAACUGUUAAGUCCCCUCAAGCAGGCUCCAUAGCUACAACCACUACAACUGUACCAGUAGUUGCAGCACAGUCUUUGGUCAGUCCACCAACCCAAGUGCCCACUGUCAAGGUCAAGAAAGAUCUGAAAACUUUAAUACCUGUAACUGAUGCAAAAUCAGCACAGAAAAGAAAACAAAAACUCAUUUCCACUGGCAACAAGGGAUUGAACCCGAAAGAAAAAUUGUAUUGUGUCUGCAAAACGCCAUAUGAUGAAAGCAAAUUUUAUAUUGGAUGUGAUUUGUGCUCAAACUGGUUCCAUGGAGCAUGUGUUAACAUCAGUGAAGAUAGAGCUAAAUUUAUUGAUUCUUAUACCUGUGAAGAUUGUCGUAAACAACAAGAGCAUAUAUCAGAAGAGCUUUAUUGCCUCUGUAGGACACCUUAUGAUGAAAAUCAGUUCUAUAUCGGAUGUGACCGUUGUCAGGAUUGGUUUCAUGGUUACUGUGUAGGCAUUUCUAAACAUGAAGCAGACAAAAUUGAAGUUUAUGUUUGUCCCAAUUGUCAAAAUGAAGAAGUGGCUGAUCCUAUAGCACAGAAGCCUUUAACAACAGCAGAAUAUCAAGUCUUGCAAAAAUUGUUAAAAGAUUUGCAGGCUCACAAAAUGGCUUGGCCUUUUCUACAACCAGUGGAUCCGAAAGAAGUUCCAGAUUAUUAUGAUAUUGUUGCUGAACCAAUGGAUUUGACCAUUGUGGAGGCUAAGUUAUUUACCAAAGCAUACCACAAGCUAAAUGAUUUCAUGAAGGAUAUCACAAAAAUAUUUGAUAAUUGUCGUCUGUAUAAUCCUGUGGACACGGCAUACUUUCAGUGUGCUGAAGUUGUGGAGACAUAUUUUGCACAGCGGGUGAAAGCAUUACGUAGUGCUAACAAACUGUAAUUGUUAACUUGGCAUAGGAUAUGUAAAUGUAAUUGAUAUAAUUGCAAUGGGCAGCAGAGAACAAUUAUUCCACUUGAUGGGUUUUGGAUUUAGUAUGUAAAAAAAAAAUCUGUAAGAUUUGGGAUUAGAAUGAAAAAAAUGUAGUGGAAGUAUUGUUGUACAGUAUUUUUUAUGUAAAGAUUUAUGCAUAAUUAUACCUAAUACAGCCGUCAGGUUUUAGAGUUGCAUUCUUGAUUCUGCUAUGUUUACUUGUUACGUUGUAGAUUACAUCAAUUUAGAUCUAUGUGUAUUGUCAUUGCAACUAUAUAUCACAUUUUUACAAUUUCAUCAUCAUGUAGAUUUUUUUAUUGAAUUUAUUAAUUCAAUGGUUAUAUUCUUGUCAGUGUAUGAAACAAGUAAGAACAUCAAAGGGUGAAUCUGUUUAAUUCUCUAGUCUAGUGGAGUAGUCAUAGAUGAAAAUGGAACUUUUUUUUGCUUGUCCUGGCCAACUUCUUUCUAUGGUCUUCACAUUCAGUGACAGUAGUUUUAAGUCUGCUGCUUGUAAAAUUAAAUAUACUCAGGGAUAAUAUGGUGAAUGUCUCUGCUUUAGUUGUCACCCUCUAGCAUCCUUUCAAUGCAUCUUAAGAAAAUUACUCUGUACUUACCAACAAAAAAUACUUAAUUUUUUCUAGAAGCCAUCAAAGUUACUAGUUCUUUUUCUUGGCAGUUCUCUCAUGCUUGUAAUCUUGUUCAGUUAUACAAGACUUUGUCGUAUAAAAUCAUAGCAAUAAUAAAAAUGAAAUUUUUAUAUACAUAAAAGUACAAAUUGAUGUUUAAUGCAACAAAGCCAGUAAUGGAGGUCUUGUCUGUUCAUUUGCUAGUCUGAAUAAGUUAUUGGCAAGGGAGAUAUGUGUUGCACAACUGUAAGUUUCAAUCCUGGCUUUUAUUAAAACUUAGCAAGAAUACAUCAUUUUGUAUGUGUAAUGUAUUCCUCCAACUUCUUUGUUUUGUGUGUAGAAAUCAAGUAAUACUAAUAGCUAAUGUAGAAAUAAAUAACAAAAAUCAUAAUUGUUAAAGAAAUUGUUUUUAUAGUAUCAUUUUUUAUCUGUACGAUAUCUGAAAUAAUAGAUAGUAAAUGAUAAAAUUAGUUAUCAAUGUAACUACAUGAAGUUAGAUCUGUUUUGAAGCAAUUUAAAAUAUAGCAUAAACAGUGCUUAGUAUUUUAAAAGGUUUUUAGAGAUGAAACUGACAUGCAUUUUUUAAAGGUGUUUUAAAAUAUGGUUGGCUAUCUUUUUCCAUUGUACAUUUGAAGUACCUUAGUAAAAAAAAAUUCUGACUAUUACAAAUAUAAAAGAUGAGAGCUUAUUAUUAAUUUAUAAUAAUUUUCUUACAAUUACAAGGGUUUAUUGAGAAUACUUCAGUGCCUAUUCACAUAUAAUACAUACAUAUUCCUCCAGGUGAUGUGAGUGCACUAAAGGGAAGGUGUUUAUUUGAAAAGUAACCAUUAGUUUAACAAUUAAAGAAAUGUGUCCAAUUCUGCCAGGUAAUUUGAUGUGUCUGAACAAGCUGCUCUGUAUGUAUGUAAAGAAUCAAAGCAAUAAUCUUGACAAUGUUUUCACUUAUAAUGUUCCAGUGAGAUUGUUUACCUGUUUUUUUUUGAAAAUUUGGUGCAAUUCUUGUUAGUAAAUGGAAUAAAUAUUUUGAUUUGGAAUGAGAAUUAUGAU
Physella acuta is the source of this 10697-nucleotide messenger RNA. RefSeq names its product nucleosome-remodeling factor subunit BPTF. Gene Ontology annotation, molecular function: RNA polymerase II cis-regulatory region sequence-specific DNA binding. Gene Ontology annotation, biological process: regulation of transcription by RNA polymerase II. Gene Ontology annotation, cellular component: NURF complex. Lineage: Eukaryota; Metazoa; Mollusca; Gastropoda; Physidae. The record is from RefSeq and is a predicted model, not a curated record.